Molecule: messenger RNA, 2774 nt
Organism: Amoebophrya sp. A25
Lineage: Eukaryota; Dinophyceae; Syndiniales; Amoebophryaceae
Source: the annotation of a GenBank genome assembly
UCAAGACCAGAAGAUUAGUCUAGCACAUACGUAGAGCAACCGUUUAGUUUUCCCUCUACCCUUAUACUUAUCCCUUCAAGCAAUAUUACAUCAAGAAGAAAACGAGAGUACUACUAAAUAACUUGGUAACUUUUACCAGCACCUAGAAGUUGCUUGUCCUUGUUUGUAAACUGAAUCAUAGAAUUCAAAAAAGAGAAGAUAUGAACAAAAUGAAGCUGCUUCUAGGCGCCGCUGUUCUGCCAUAUGGGUUCGUUUUCGCUUUCUUCGACGGCCUCCGAUUUCCAAGCAUAGCAUUUAAGAUACCAGAACUCUUCUAUGUCUGCGGGAACCCUAUCCUUCUUUUUUUUUGGAAAAAGCAGGAGGACCCUAUCCUUCUCACCCUGGAAGGAAUCUCCUAAUUUACUUCUCACUCUAUAAGGAAUCCCCGAUCCUUCUCACUCUAUAUACUUGUAAGGAAUCUCCUAUAAGUUACCUCUCACUUUAUAACAAGGAAUCGCCUAAGUAUAAUGCCAUCCUUCCUCCAAAGAAGUGAAACAUAGUGUUGCGCCUUCACUUAGAGGUGUGCUGCAAAUCUUGAUUGGCUUCUUCCUUUUUAUAAGGAUGGGGCUUAGGUCCAGCGACGCUUAACGCAGGAAAUAAGGCAACCGGUUAGCUUUCACCUCUAUGCUCUAGGUCUAUCCCUUCAAACAGCAUAGUGCUGCACUAAUCCUCACGACCCCUACUUUAUCUUUCUAAUAUACCAGGAAAAGGUUCGUCAGCUUCUGGAGAUUUUGUAUGUCCUGGAAGUGCGGCGUGGAUACACCAUGCUAGUUGCCAAGUGGAGAUGGUGACGGACAUGCCAUGCUUAAGGCUACUUUUUCGCUAUCCACCCAUUCAUUACAUUAUGCAGCUGAGUGGAUUCCUCUUAGUAAUCACGGGUCGCUACGGAACCAGGCAGCCUUGAGUUGCUACGUGGUUCGAAUGAAUGAAUGAAAUCAAGGUGAAAAUAAGAGCAAAAAUUCUUGUAACAACUCACUCAUACUCAAUCAGGGAUAGUGAAGAAAAGCUUUAACUUGCUCAAGCGUUCGUGAAGAGGUUCUCGCUAGAGUGGCAGGAGAAAAUCACUGGUUGGACCCGCAUAACCACGGUACCUAUGCUAUCGCCAAGAACAAGGAUCAAGGAACUUAUGGCGGGAAUCUCACGCUUGCUUGACGAGGACUUUUUAUAUUGUGAAUUUAUUUUAGAAUGGUCUUCUAACAUUCGUCUAUUAAUCCACAUUUUGAUUUACAUUAAUAUUCAUUGCGCCUGUACUAGUUAAUUUCGGCACGACCUUAGUGAUCAUGAUAUCCAAUGCCAGCAGAUCCGAACUCACUAAGAAAUCGAAGGAGAAGAUGACUCGUCGGUUGUAUCUCUCCAGCGCACCACGCGAUCGACGCCUGCGUAUACCGAUCUGAUCACACUGCAAUUCGUGGACGACGAAGCUAUGUAAAUAAAAAUGUCUUUUUCAGAGGCACAAUGCUCUUCUUUAGAAAGAAUUGAUCAUAAGCACUUCCAAGAAGAAUGCUUGUCAAAUGCCGCUUCAACUCUCCUCGAGGAUCUCAAGAUCAACAUGACAAGAUCAAAAGACAUCUUGACUCCCCACAAGCACAAGCAUUAGCUUCCCUGCAACCACUCACCUUCAUGAAAAGCAAAAACAGUGAUGAAGCACCUAGUGGCGCCAGCUGCCGCGUCCGCGGAUGCUCAGAGUCUCAAGUCACUUCGUGGCUUGACUUCAGCACCAACUAUUGCAAUAUCCACAACCUGCUAUGUGGUUCUGCCGACGGAUGCGCAUAUGCAAAGCACGAUUUACAUUAUGAAGAGGAUGUAUCUCUAGGUACAAUCAUCAUCGCCAUCGUCAUUGUUGAUGAACAUGAGUCUUCAUUAGCACCAUCGGAUUGUCGAAUCAAUAAGGUGCUAAUGAAGACCAAGACUCAUGCACGUAGUUCUGCUCGGAAGCUAAUAUUCUUAUCCGGUCCCUUCUAAUCUCCCACCCGUGACGAGACACUUGGGACGUGCAGUGCGAGCAAUGCUCGGAGUUGUGCGUCUACGGCAUCUUCAGGCACUUCUGCGAUAACUGCACUCGCCUCAACACCUUCUGUCAUAGAGGAAGAGCCCACAGAGCAAGGCGUACUAGAAGGAAGGAAGCUAGCUGCUACGGAAAAGAUGAACUACAACAAGAAUGUUGAUAUUCAUGUUGUUCAUCCGGAAGAGGACCUCACACCCAAACUCCAGGAAGAUGCUAGUACUUCUUUCGAAACUGAUACGAGAAUUUAUGAGUGAUUGUCGAAAGGGAGAGGGGGUCUGUCUGACGUCCUGCAGCAAAGUGGCAGAAAGGGGACGUCGAGAAGAUUGGUUUCGCAUGUGCAUAAAAAUAUAUUGUAUAAAUAUCGACCAUUUAUUCGUGUUGUUCAUAGACUUAGACUUGGCCGAGAAGUUAUAGCUUCUUACAACUUCUUCCUAAAAAUCUAUGACAUCACAAACACAAGCACAACAUUGAGUUCCAUAAGCUUCACGAAGAGGUAGUUCGCUUGAUCGAACCAUCAUAGGCUGCUUUUCCUGGGGAUCGUGUUUUUAAUUCUUGUCAGCAAUGAUCAUUUCUCUUUGCGCCAAGACGAGCACGAGGAGAGAUAAAUAAAUGAAAAGUCAUGGACGAGCUGGAAGAUGUAUCUUUUGGUGCUGCAUAUUUCUCCAUUAACCAACAUGAGUUCAGGGAAGUCGUAGGUCCAAUCCGAAUCAACUAACAUCACCAAGCGAAU